CCCCGCGCACCAGCACGCCGCAGAACAGAAGCUGCUGAGACCAACCGCCAGUCUGACGUGCAGAGUCAACCACCGAAUUGUCAUCUCCGCGGCUUUUAUCCAUUUCAAACGGCGUUCGGUAACUGGAAGGUUCCCGAAGUGUUGGCCAAGGAAGUCCAGAAAGCAACCGUCGGUGGAGAAAUCGACACAAGAUUACAGCGAAAGGAGGGAGGGAUGUAGCUACUAUUCACGUCGUCGUCUUAUUCAGUAAAGACAGAGGAAAGGACCGGUUUGGAAUCAGGCUGCUUUGGCAUUCUGUGGUUCGGGGCGACGGAGACUGGUUGGUUACCGUUAGAUUAUCUGGGACUGGCAGUUGAAACAACUUGACGUUACGAAGGGAAAACCUGCAUGUUCCCAGCUUUUGGCGGCACAGCUUUAAUGAAGGAUCACACCUGUUAACAACACUUGUGAAGGGGGCACCCACCUGAACGAGCAUGGGGUCGCCGUGGAAACCACUUCUCCUGCUGUCCAUCAUCAGUGGCCUUUCAGACUUCGCCAAAGCUGUAGGAGGGAGGCAAGUGUCCUACGCAGCUGUUCUGAGAAUGAAAGGGGACAGCUCAUCAUCACUGCUCAGUUCACGGAGCCGACAUGCCUACAGCAGAGGACUGGUGACUCCUGAUUGGCCGACGUCCUUUUCCAGCCAGCACCCGUCGCCUCUCAAUCUGCUCAGCUAUCAGGAGGAAUACAGGAGUCAAGAGAGUGAGGAGUUCGGGCCAACAUUUUCCCAGGAGCCAGAUGACUCUAUCUUUGCACUGGACUCUGAGGAGAAGAAAGUGAUGAUGAGCUGUGAAGCCAGAGGCAACCCAACACCUGCCUACAGUUGGUUCAUUAAUGGGACUAAGCUGGAUGUAGAGGCAGAUUACCGAUACAGCUUGAUGGACGGCAACUUGAUAAUAACCAACGCCAGCGAGACGGCAGAUUACGGCAGAUACCAGUGCAUGGCGGAGAACAGCUACGGGAUGAUUCUGAGCAGGGAUGCGCUCCUACAAUUCGCCUAUCUCAGGGCCUUCAGCGGCAGGACGCGAGGAGCCGUGUCUGUAAGGGAAGGACAAGGAGUGGUGCUCAUGUGCAGCCCUCCACCUCAUUCACCAGAGAUUAUCUACAGCUGGGUCUUCAAUGAGUUCCCGUCAUUCGUUGCCGAGGACAGCCGGCGGUUUAUCUCCCAGGUAACGGGCAACCUGUAUGUCUCCAAGGUGCAGCCUAGCGAUGUGGGCAGCUACAUCUGUCUGGUGAAGAACACUGUGACCAACGCCAAGGUCCUCAGCCCGCCCACGCCCCUUACACUCAGAACAGAUGGUGUAAUGGGAGAAUAUGAACCUAAAAUCGAGGUGCAUUUUUCCCCGUCUGUAUUAGCAGCUAAUGGAGUCACCGUGAGACUGGAGUGUUUUGCCCUGGGGAAUCCUGUUCCAACCAUCACAUGGAGAAAGAUGAACGGUAACAUUCCUAAGAAGGCUCGUCUGAGGAAGUCCCAGGCAGUGCUGGAGAUCCCAAAUGUUCAGCUAGAGGACUCAGGCACCUACGAGUGUAAAGCAGAGAAUCCCAGGGGAGGAACGGCCUUCAAGGGACACCUCCAAGUUUACACCCUGCCCCAGUGGAGCAGCAGGAUAAAUGACACCCAGCUGGACAGUGGGGAGCAGCUCCAGUGGGAGUGCAGAGCCACCGGGAGGCCUAGACCCUCCUAUCGCUGGCUCCGUAAUGGACAGCCAAUUACACAACAGAGCAGGUUGGAGAUGGUGAGUGGGGAGCUUAUCAUUCACAAGGUCCAGCAAGAUGACUCAGGGAUGUACCAGUGUGUGGCUGAAAACAAGUAUGGAGCAAUCUACUCCAGUGCAGAACUCAAGAUCUUAGCUUCAGCCCCGGUCUUCAACCCCAACCCUAUACGCCUGAUCGCUACUUUGGGGAAGGACGUGUCGCUGGAGUGUAAACCUAAAGCAUCUCCCAAGCCCAGAGUAACAUGGAGGAGAGGGGACCGUAGAAUACAGCCCAACAGAAGAAUAAUGCUGUUACGAAACAACACGCUGAGGCUCGUCAACGCCAGCCGCUCUGAUGAGGGAAACUACGUCUGUCGGGCUGAGAAUCAGUUUGGCUCAGCCGAGAUGACGGCCACACUGUGGGUAAAAGAGGCCAUGCGUGUGGACCUGAGCCCCAGCAGGGUGGAGGUGACGGUGGGGGAGAGUGUGGUGCUCAGCUGCAAAGCAUCACAUGACCCUUCUCUGGACGUGUCCUUCCAGUGGCUCCUCAACCAGCAACCCCUCGACUUCCAACAGGAGGGUGGCCAUUUUGAAUACAUCCAAACACAGUCCUCCACGGUGGACCUGAUGAUCAGAAGCAUCUUGCUGAAGCAUGCUGGGAAAUACGGCUGCCGAGCUCAGACCAGCGCAGACACAGUGUUUGCUGAGGCUGAACUUCUGGUCAGAGGCCCCCCAGGACCUCCUGGGGUGGUGAUUGUGGAAGAGAUCACAGACACCACAGCCACCCUGUCAUGGAGUGCAGGUCUGGACAACCACAGCCCCAUCAGCACCUACCACCUCCAGGCCCGGAGCCCUUUCUCCCUGGGCUGGCAGACUGUACGCACAGACCCCGAUCCAGUGACAGGGGUUAUGGAGUCGGCCAUGGCUGUUGAGCUGAACCCCUGGGUGGAGUAUGAGUUCAGGGUGGUGGCCAGCAACGCCAUUGGGACGGGAGACCCCAGCGUUCCAUCCAGAGGAGUGAGGACGAAAGAAGCAGUACCUUCAGUGGCUCCGGCUAACGUCAGUGGAGGGAACGGUCGAAGGCAUGAACUGGUCAUCUCUUGGGAGCCUGUGUCAGAAGAGUUCCAGAAUGGGGAGGGUUUUGGCUACAUCGUGGCAUUCCGAGCCAAUGGGACGAGAGGCUGGAAGGAGAAGAUGGUGACAUCAGCAGAUUCCACUACAUACAAGUACAGGGAUGAGACAUUCCCUCCCCUCACCCCCUUUGAAGUGAAGGUGGGCGUGUACAACAACAAAGGAGAUGGGCCCUUCAGUGGAGUGGUCACGGUGUACUCUGCAGAGGGUGAGCCCAGAGAGGCCCCAUCUGAGGUAAAAACUUCCAGCACUUCCUCUUCGGAAAUUAAGAUCACAUGGCGACCGCCGAACCCUGGCCCAGGAAGGCCUGCAGGAUACGAGGUGAGCUACUGGAGGGAGGGAGAACAGGAGGAAUCUGGGAAGAAGAAGAAGACGAUAGGGAACGAGACGUCUAUGAUGCUGACCGGCCUGGGCGGGAAUAGUGUGUACCUCAUUACAGUCCGAGGCUUCAACAGCAUUGGCCAGGGCCCUGCAAGCAUACCAAGCGCUGCCAAGACCAGGAAGGACCCUCCUGUCCAGCCUCCAGCCAACCUCAUGUGGAUUCAGGAAGGGAACAAUGUGUCAUUAAACUGGGACCCGGUCAAGUCUCAACCAAAUGAGUCAGAUGUCAUUGGAUACAAGGUCUUGUUGAGUCAGGAGGGGCGUGUCCACCACCAGGUGAUGAGAACCAUCAAUCCCUCUGCCAUCCUAACCCUACCAGAGGGGGGCACCUACAUCAUUGAAGUGCGGGCAGUUAGUGAGGGAGGAGAGGGAGCAGCCAGCUCCCUGGUCCGUGUACUCACCUCUUCAGGAGUGCGGGCAAAGAGCAGCCAGUGUUCAGUCCACUGUGUUCGACCCUGGGCUCUGCCAUGGACAUGGACUGCUCUGCUCCUUACUGUUCCUCUGGUGCCUUCAGCUUCCUGGUGAGGCCUACAGAGACCUCCUGCUCCUCUUUUACAUGGAGGGACUGGGCCUCUCCUUUGUCCCCUCGCCCUCCUUCCAUUCAUCUCCUCCUGAAACUGUUUGCUUGCUCUGGCCUUGCCCAUCAGCCAGACAGAUCUGGGGCCUGCUGAGCGGAUCCACUUCUAAAACCAACAAACAGAUGGUCAAAAAAUAACUCAUUUCUGUCUUUUUUUUUCUUCACCUAUCAACUUCCUGAGAGCUAAACAAAACUCUUCCUUUUUUUCUUUGGCGGGGGGGGGG
Molecule: messenger RNA, 4043 nt
Organism: Esox lucius (northern pike)
Lineage: Eukaryota; Metazoa; Chordata; Actinopteri; Esociformes; Esocidae
Gene: cntn5
Product: contactin 5
Exons: 24
Coding region: 474-3767 (1097 amino acids)
Biological process (GO): cell-cell adhesion
Molecular function (GO): protein binding
Source: RefSeq, a predicted model, not a curated record